ACUGAUCUUCAGGAAAUCAAAGCGGGACUACUCCGGAAAUACCCAAUACAGACAAAGCUACUUUGUUUUUCAUUCGGAAUCCUCUUACCACCCAUGCAAUGGAUACGUUCACAGAAGACUGUUAAACGUGCCGAAAAUAUUUUGGUUAGACAUUGCCCGUAGGCUCUUGCAUUUUCCGUGAUUUUGUUUACCACUAACAUUUGCAUAGUUUCCUAGAGGGUUGUUGACGUGCUAACUAAAUAACAAUCUGUUUGUGAAACGAACGACAAGCACCGACAAUUUGCUAGAGCAGCAAGAUCUGGAAGCUGUGCAGGCUGUGGUUUUUGAAAGGAACAUGGCUUCCCAGUCUGAUCUGAUGGAGCUCGACAUGGCCAUGGAGCCAGAUCGUAAGGCUGCCGUGAGCCACUGGCAGCAGCAGUCCUACCUGGACUCUGGCAUCCACUCAGGGGCCACCACCACUGCUCCUUCCCUGAGUGGCAAGGGCAACCCGGAGGAGGAGGACGUGGACAACCAGGUGCUCUACGAGUGGGAACAUGGCUUCAACCAGUCCUUCACAAAUGACCAGGUGGCAGAUAUUGACGGGCAGUAUGCCAUGACCAGAGCCCAGAGGGUGCGUGCUGCCAUGUUCCCAGAGACCCUGGAUGAGGGCAUGCAGAUCCCUUCCACCCAGUUUGACGGCGCCCACCCCACCAACGUGCAGCGGCUGGCUGAGCCCUCUCAGAUGCUGAAGCACGCCGUGGUGAACCUCAUCAACUACCAGGAUGAUGCUGAGCUGGCCACACGCGCCAUCCCCGAGCUGACCAAACUACUCAACGAUGAGGACCAGGUGGUUGUGAACAAGGCCGCGGUGAUGGUCCACCAGUUGUCUAAGAAGGAGGCCAGCCGCCACGCCAUAAUGCGCUCCCCCCAGAUGGUGUCGGCCAUCGUGCGCACCAUGCAGAACACCAACGAUGUGGAGACGGCCCGCUGCACGGCCGGCACGCUGCACAACCUUUCCCAUCACAGGGAGGGCCUGCUGGCCAUCUUCAAGUCCGGGGGCAUCCCUGCCCUGGUCAAAAUGCUUGGCUCCCCUGUGGACUCUGUGCUGUUCUAUGCCAUCACCACCCUACACAACCUGCUGCUCCACCAGGAGGGAGCCAAGAUGGCUGUGCGCCUGGCUGGGGGCCUGCAGAAAAUGGUGGCCUUGCUCAACAAGACAAAUGUCAAAUUCCUUGCCAUCACAACAGAUUGCCUUCAGAUCCUGGCCUACGGCAACCAAGAAAGCAAACUCAUCAUUCUGGCCAGCGGAGGCCCCCAGGCCCUGGUGAACAUCAUGAGGACCUACACGUAUGAGAAGCUGCUCUGGACCACCAGCAGAGUGCUCAAAGUGCUCUCCGUCUGUUCCAGCAACAAGCCCGCCAUCGUUGAAGCCGGUGGCAUGCAGGCCCUUGGGCUUCACCUCACAGACCCCAGUCAGAGGCUGGUCCAGAACUGUCUGUGGACCCUCAGGAACCUAUCAGAUGCUGCCACCAAGCAGACGACCUUAGCUGAAGUAGAUGUGAUGCAGGAGGGCAUGGAGGGUCUGCUGGGCACCCUGGUCCAGCUCCUGGGCUCCGAUGACAUCAACGUGGUGACGUGUGCCGCUGGCAUCCUGUCCAACCUCACAUGCAACAACUACAAGAACAAGAUGAUGGUGUGCCAGGUUGGGGGGAUCGAAGCUCUGGUCCGCACAGUGUUGCGUGCCGGCGACCGCGAGGACAUCACAGAGCCCGCGAUCUGUGCCCUGCGUCACCUUACCAGUCGCCACCAGGAUGCUGAGAUGGCCCAGAAUGCAGUGCGACUUCAUUACGGCCUGCCGGUGGUGGUCAAGCUGCUGCACCCCCCCUCUCACUGGCCCCUUAUCAAGGCCACCGUGGGACUGAUCCGUAACCUGGCCCUGUGCCCGGCAAACCACGCCCCUCUGCGGGAGCAGGGAGCCAUCCCCAGACUGGUGCAGCUGCUGGUCAGAGCCCACCAGGACACCCAGAGACGUACCUCCAUGGGGGGCACUCAGCAGCAGUUUGUGGAGGGAGUUCGCAUGGAGGAGAUUGUGGAGGGCUGCACUGGAGCUCUGCACAUCCUGGCCCGAGAUGUCCACAACAGAAUCGUCAUCAGGGGACUCAACACCAUUCCACUUUUCGUCCAGCUGCUGUACUCUCCCAUUGAGAACAUCCAGCGUGUGGCUGCAGGAGUCCUGUGUGAGCUGGCCCAGGACAAGGAGGCGGCUGAGGCCAUUGAGGCGGAGGGAGCUACCGCCCCGCUAACAGAGCUGCUGCACUCCAGGAAUGAGGGAGUGGCCACCUAUGCUGCUGCAGUGCUGUUCCGUAUGUCAGAGGACAAGCCCCAGGACUACAAGAAGCGCCUGUCUGUGGAGCUCACCAGCUCCCUGUUCAGGACAGAGCCCAUGACCUGGAAUGAGACUGGCGAUCUGGGCCUGGACAUUGGCGCUCAAGGAGAACCCCUCGGCUACCGCCAGGAAGACCCCAGCUACCGCUCCUUCCACUCCGGAGGAUAUGGGCAGGACUCCAUGGGCAUGGACUCCAUGAUGGACCAUGACAUGGGUGCCCACCACCCCGGACCCGAAUACCCAGUCGACGGACUGCCUGACCUGGGCCACGCUCAAGACCUGAUCGAUGGGCUGCCCCCAGGCGACAGCAAUCAGUUGGCUUGGUUUGAUACUGACCUGUAAAUAAACUACUUUUUAGCUGUAUCGUCUGAUCUGAAUGAACCUGCAUUGUGAUUUGGCCGGAAGAGUUGCUGAGAGGUUUUUGAAAGUGGGCUAGUAUCUCAGAAAGUGCCUGACACACACUACUAAAAGCUGAGUUUCCUAUGGGAACACGGAGUGGAAGUUAAACUUUGUGCUGGUCUUUGUCGAAGUUAAAACUGCGUUAAAGGAAUUCCUGGAGUUGGCUACUCGAAGAAAAGAAUGCUCAAGAGGUGGAUCUAAAGAUGGAAUUUUAAACCUUUGUCUGUAUUUUUUUACAUUUUAUUUUUUAUGAUUCUUCAGUCUCUGUAAUGGUACUGAUCUAGCUUGCUUUAUUAUACUCAUCUUUUUUUUUUUCCUUUGGCAGUGAUUUGUAUACCUUACGUCUCAUAGUGUUAAGUUAUAUAGUGGCAAUGCUCCAUCAAUUAACAUUUUCACGUUAUGGUGUAGAACACUAAUAAUCAGUUGAAUUGUAUUCUGAUCAAGUGUAACAUUGUGUAGCUUUUGUAUAAAACCAAGAAUUGGAAAUGGUCCAAAUAUCAAAUAUUUUCUUGCUUUAAUGAGGGUGCACUGUUUGUAGUGUCACAACUGUUCCAAAGGGUCUGUAAUUGGUGGGUCGGGGGUGGGCGGGCAGGCAGGCAGUUAUUUUGAUCUGUCUUUUUUUUGAUGGUAGCUGUUAAAGGUAGUGAGAAUAAUGCCUAAUUAUUGUAGCCUGCUGUGCUUAUUGGAGACAUGGUAUGACAUGGCUAAACAAUAAAAUGGACUUUAAUUUCAGCUGUCUUGGUCGUUUGUCUGACCAGUCCUUGGUUAACAAAUCUGGGCAUGGUUGCAAUGUGUUCGCAUUUGUUCCUCUGAUACCGAUUGGCCAGCCUAAGUUGAACUAUUGUUCAGUGAAAUUAGUGGGAAGUAAAACAACAAGCCUGGGUGGAAUACAUUUUAUUAUAAAUAAAGGGAUAUAAAAAGACAAGGCACAGGAACACUGGCAGUUGAUGUCUCCUGAUCAGGGAUCCUUCCAAAAUCCACUACCUUGUUGCUGUGAAUUAACCAAUGUUCAAGAAGCCAAUCCCAGUCAGGAUCUCUGCUGCCAUGGAAGUCACAGCAUCAUCGGCAUGGGACCUGGGAUGACAAAGAUACCGGACAGACAUGAGGUCUCUUCCUCAGACCUUCCCUAACCAUUAGUCAUUUGGCCCAGUGAAGAGCAAUUGUCUCAUAGUGAUUUCUGUAAAUUAAUUUGACCAGCCGAAUAUCAGUCGCAAAGUCAAAAUGAUUGUAUUGUCUUUCUCCUAGUAAUUGCUAUUUUAGACUGCUGUUUCAAACACUGUUCUCUCAUUAAAGUCUCAAUGAUGAA
Esox lucius (northern pike) is the source of this 4070-nucleotide messenger RNA. It is a transcript of the gene ctnnb1, whose product is annotated as catenin (cadherin-associated protein), beta 1. Bases 335 to 2707 code for a protein of 790 amino acids. Gene Ontology annotation, cellular component: catenin complex; adherens junction. The record is from RefSeq and is a predicted model, not a curated record. Gene Ontology annotation, biological process: cell adhesion; positive regulation of transcription by RNA polymerase II. The transcript has 17 exons. Gene Ontology annotation, molecular function: alpha-catenin binding; transcription coactivator activity; protein phosphatase binding. Lineage: Eukaryota; Metazoa; Chordata; Actinopteri; Esociformes; Esocidae.